AAAGCUGAAUGAUAAAUUUAUUUAGAAGUUAAAACCUUCUCGCUGUGAGAAUACGGGCGUGGAACAUCAUCAUACCAAUUAACAUGUGGAAAUAAUUUAUUUACAAUUGGAAUUUUAAGGAAAAAUUUUCGUUAUCAAUUUUUCUAAAAUUGUUAACGACAAAUCCUGACAAAUUUCACAACGUACUUAUAGAUUUGAACUAGCAGAAUGCAUCGUGUUGCCAUAUACAUAAAAUUAAAUCGCGAACAUUGUAACGUAAUGCUCCUUGUAAUUGAUGAAAGAGGAAAUUGCGUACGAUCCAUACGAAAGUGGCUACGAAAGUAGUUAUGACAAAUAAUGAUUUUAGUUACAAAUGCAAAGUUUGGGCGUCAUAUUAAAAUAAUGUCCGGGUCAGGGACUUCGUUUACGUUCACGAGAAAUAUCGUUUGCCUGUAUUGCAUACGAUCGAGACAAGGAUGGAACAGCAAGGAAUUUUAACUCUGGAAUGGAAAUCUUAACUGGUGAAUGAGUUAGCGUUUUUUCCGUAUGCAUAGUGGCAUAACCUCGUCAAGUACGUAUGUAUUAACUUUCCAGUGACGACUCUUCAUAUUCGAAGCGACAUAAAAGCAAACAUUUUUGUUAUCGUACACGGCCACUGGAUAUGAUAGAUACCAUGAAAAAUUUGUUUAACAAGUUUCGCAUCCAUUUUCCUCGACAGGACAUCUCAGGUCAAUAGCACGUGCUUCUAUCAUCGUGCAUGAUGCAAACGGGUUGAAUCUUGUAUCUCUGGUUUCAUCAGCCUUGCAAUUCGACAGAUUUGCUGAUAAUCCAAGUGGAAAUCUACCUGAACAUCACGGAUUGCCGAGGGGAAUUUCAAAAAGUCGAUACCUCGCAUCUGUUUUGAAUAUGGAUUGAAGAAACGAUCGGUCAGCUACUUCAGGAACGCGCAUGCGCAAUCGAUCCGCCGGGAAUUCCGAAACUCUUGGACAAGAAAUCGCGGACUACAGCUAUGAAAAGAGGUCGAUUCUUGGUAUAUACGCAGCUCGGAUAUAUCUACUAAGAAUUAACUGAUCGCGGACUCCUCGUAUAAAUAUUGAGAGCGUUCACUGCGUGGAUCAUGCAUAAGACCGAUUAGGAUUUUAUUAAAAUGUCACGUGUUAUGCAGGCAUGGAAAAAGAAGACAAACGCUCGAUUUGACUGCUGGAUGAUCGAGAAAAUAGUAUCUUUUUACGAAUCUUUUAAAAGAACGAUUUCCAAAAAUUUGACGGGCAUCGGCAUCGAGGAAUUCUGUGAUGGAAUCGUUGAAUGUGAUUCAGAAGUAGUGCGUGCCAUUUUUGAGCAUACUGAGAUUGUUAGGGGCCAUAUGACGCCAGAGAUCCAACUAUUUCUUUUAACUCCCAACUGUAAUUUAUAUCACACGCAAUACGAAAGAAUUUCGGAGUCGAAAGGGAUAAAGAGAAGCGUUUUCUUGGAACCUUUUUGGUCGAUUUAUUGGCCAGGUGGACAGGCUCUCGCUAGAUUUGUACUGGACGAAGGAAGAACACUUUUUGAAUCCUCGAAGGAAAUUUUGGAUCUUGGAGCUGGAUGUGGUGCCACCGCUAUUGCCGCGAAGCUCGUUGGCGCUGACAGGGUUGUUGCCAACGAUAUCGAUAGAGAAAGGAAGUUGCGAAUUGGAAAAUAACGAUUAAGAAGCGAUAAUGUAAAUUUCUUAGUCGAUUGGAAAUCCAUCGUUGCUUAAAACGAGAGGAGCAGGUAAAAUCGCGUUGUUAUGUACGAGUGUCUCGUGAGAAGGAAUGCGCGGCUCGUUUUACGUUUCAUACGUUUCUUCGUUCGCGAUCAGCAGCAUUAAAAAUACAAUCGUCGUUAGACGGUACUGUUCACAGACAUUCCGCUUACCGGGGAAUUAUUAUCAUUAUCAUUGGGAAACGUUGAAGCAGUUUGAAAUAUUUACACGAGCAAAGGAAAUUUACUAUCUACAUGGGGAAGAACCGAGUGCAUUGCGCUCGACAGAACGAGUCGAGCGAGUCGAUGGAAAUACCCUGUAGAAACAGAAAAAACGAAAAGACGCUGGUAGAAUUGACGUCACUUGUGCACCUGCUUAGGCGGCCAGAAAGCAACGUAGCAACGUCUGGAUUCGGAUGCCAGAUUUCUAAACGGUCGAUGCAAAGUUGUACGCACUCGUGUUACUAAUAUAUCCGCUAUAAAUAAUUCGUACCAGGAAUAAAGAGCCUUUCUCACUGGGAAAUAAAUUGGAGAAGGAAGCGGUUGAAUGCUGCGGUGGAUGCAAAGACGUAAUAAACAAAAGUACAAGUUGUAGAAUAACGUAUAAAAAAUAUGCAAAGCAUCGAUAGGAGUGAUAUUAAAAGGAUGUAGAACUCCUUGGAUGAAUGUAAAUGUCAAGGUCAGCCCAAGGCCACGCACAUGUACAAUUUUAAUUUUUAUAUGGGAAAUAUUUGAGUUUAAAACAGGGUCAAUGAUCUUUUUAUUUCCAAGAAGGAACUAGGUAACCUUAACGGUGUGUUCAAUAAAUUAAAGAAACUUCGAAGAAUCGAUGUCACGAUAAUAUUCCGACCUGUGAUCACGUUUUUCCUUAAUUGCAUCAGCGUGUUUCUCACGUGUCGUACUUGGAGAACACGAAUCGAUAAUAAAGUAACUACCGGUAUUUACGUUACAUUAGACGAUACUGGGAAUUCAGCUUAUUUCGUACGAAUGAAAUUU
Bombus pyrosoma is the source of this 2697-nucleotide messenger RNA. RefSeq names its product electron transfer flavoprotein beta subunit lysine methyltransferase-like. Gene Ontology annotation, biological process: peptidyl-lysine trimethylation. The record is from RefSeq and is a predicted model, not a curated record. Lineage: Eukaryota; Metazoa; Arthropoda; Insecta; Hymenoptera; Apidae. Gene Ontology annotation, cellular component: mitochondrial matrix. Gene Ontology annotation, molecular function: protein-lysine N-methyltransferase activity. The coding region runs from base 1127 to 1660 and encodes 177 amino acids. The transcript has 4 exons.